This is a messenger RNA of Rotaria sordida, 1476 nucleotides long. The record is from the annotation of a GenBank genome assembly. NCBI's taxonomy places the organism in Eukaryota, Metazoa, Rotifera, Eurotatoria, Philodinida, Philodinidae.
AUGGCAAAUAUUAAUAAUUCAAAAUUAAUAUCUAAUGAUAAAGAACAAAGCGAAAAUACAAAAUCGAAAAAAAUGGUAUUUAUCACAUCAGUUGAUGAUGAUAAUGAUAAUAUUCUUUCAUGUUUGAAGUCAACAAAUGUUGAUACAUUUAUUAUUGACUUAAAUAAUACAAAUCUAAUGAAUGAAUAUCGAAUUAAUAAUAAAACUACUCAACAAUUUGUAUCUCAAUCAGAACAAGAAAUAUCAGUUGAUAUUCCGAAAAAUACAAAUAAAAAAAAACGUAAAGCUGAUUUAACAUGCGUUAUUUGUGGAGGUCAAGCUGUUGGUUAUAAUUUUAGUCAAAUAUCAUGUGAAUCUUGUAAAGCAUUUUUUCGUCGUCAUGCUUUUCAAUCGAUUGAAAAAGCAAAAUGUAUUAAUUAUAAUGAUAAUGACUUUAAAGUUCGAUGUAACAUUGCAUAUAAUGUUAAAAAUAAAUGUCAACGUUGUCGAUUGCUUAAAUGUUUUCAAGAAGGUAUGCGUAGAGAUUUUAUUUUAAGUCCCGAAGAAAAACAAUUAAAAAAACAACGUUUGGAAGAAAAUCGUCAAUUACGUUCUACAUUAAUUAAUAAUAAUAAUAAUAAUAAUAAUAAUAAAAGUAAGAAUAUUAUAGAAUCUAUAACAACAAAUCAAAAAAAUAAAUCAGUUUAUAAUGUUGGUUCAUAUUCAUCUAAACUUCUUACCGAAACUGAUCGGUUAUGUUUAUUACAUAUUCAAAAAGCUUAUUUUUCUGCAUCUCAAUCAACACCAUCAGCUUCCUCUGUUAUUUCAUGUGAAUUAGCAUCUGAUAAAAUGUCUACAUUUAUAAAUACAAUUGAUAUACAAAAAUUUACUGCAAUUAAAUUAAUUAAUUUUCUUCGAGAAAUACCCGAAUUUAAACAACUUGAUGAAGAUAAUCGUUUAAUACUUGUUAAGUAUAAUUUAACAUUACUUUUUUUUAUGUAUCAUUCAUUAAAUUUCGAUUCUGUACGUGAAAUAUUUUAUGAUCUUGAUACUGGUGAUACUGUUUCACCAAAUGAGGAAGCAUUUGCUCAAUAUCGUAAAAGUUUAUUUAUUCUCUGUUAUGGUUAUGAAUUUAAUAAAACUGUUAUGUCUAUUUUUCAUGUUCUUGCUAAUAUAAUUAACAAAGAUCCUAUUAUAAUUCAAUUACUUAUGCUUAUUAUGAUUUUUUCAAAAGGUUUAUCAGCUAAUGAUGAUCACGAACCACUUUUAAAUGAUGAAAAACAUGUAUUCUAUGCUCAAUCAAAAUAUACUGAUUUACUAUUUCGAUAUUUAAUGGAACAAUCAUCGUUUGAAGUAGUCAUAAUGAAAAUCACACAUAUUAUUGAACAAUUAUUAAAAAUUCAAAAAGUUUCAAGAGAUUUUCGACAAUAUAUUAGGAGUAAUAUUGAUGUAACGCAUGUUAAUCCAUUGAUGAAAUCACUUCUUCAUCUUACAUAA